UUUAUCCACUGUGUUCUAGAAAUUACGAACGUAAUAAUUGGUACAUUUUCUCCAUUUUAAUAUGUUUAACUUAAGUGUAUUUAAAUUAUAUAUUGUUUAACUCUGUUAUCUUAUACGAUAAGAUAGAUGUUUUUGUGUAACUUAUUAUUCUAAUGAAUUUGCACUUUUACUUAUCACUGUAACUAAUAACCUUAUAACUUGUACAUUGAGUCAAAAUUAAAAUGUGGAUUCAAAGAGUUAAUUCUUUUAAACAAAUUAGAAAACUUCAAAGUGUAAAAUAUUUAUCAACAAAAAUACAAGAUUCCGAAAAUGUUGGGCCCAUUGUAUUUCAUAAAUUAGGAGGUGAGGAUAAAGGGAUUGCAGUGUAUGGUUUGAACAGUCCAAAGGCAAGAAACGCUCUUGGCUUUGAUUUCAUACAAUCUAUGCGGGAAGUCAACCAACUCAUCCGAGAGGACACAAAAAUCUCAGUGGUAAUACUGCAUAGUUUAGUACCUGGAAUAUUCUGUGCUGGAGCAAAUUUAAAGGAAAGGUUUAAAAUGAAUGAUGAUGAAGUUGCAACGUUUGUGCGAGGACUUAGAAACACAUUCAUAGAAAUAGAGGAUUUACCAAUGCCUACAAUAGCUGCUGUAGAGGGGGUGGCUGUAGGGGGAGGAUUAGAAUUGGCUCUGGCUUGUGAUAUUAGGGUGGCUGCGGAAACAGCAAAACUAGGUCUGAUUGAAACAGGAAGAGGUCUUAUCCCUGGUGCUGGUGGCACCCAGAGACUACCUAGAGUAGUACAUCUAAAUAUUGCUAAAGAAUUAAUAUUCACAUCUAGAAUAGUCAAUGGAACUGAAGCUAAAGAUCUUGGACUAGUCAAUCAUGUAGUUCCACAAAAUAAUAAGAACAAUGCUGCUUUUGAAAAAUCAAUGACUAUAGCUCGUGAAAUCAUUUCAAAUGCACCCAUCGCUCUGAGAUGUGCAAAGCAGGCUAUCAAUGAGGGUGUCCAACUCAGCAUCAAAGAUGGUUAUGAAGUGGAGCAGAAGUGUUAUGAAAUAAACAUUCCCACUAAAGACAGACAGGAGGGAAUGCUGUCUUUCAUGGAAAAGAGAAAACCUCAAUAUCAAGGACAUUGAGAUUAGUUUGUAAUAAUAAGAAUUUACUGAAAACAGGACCAAAUAAUAUUUUUAUUGUUGUUAUUAUUAUUAAAUGUUAAACCAAUAUUA
Vanessa tameamea is the source of this 1202-nucleotide messenger RNA. RefSeq names its product enoyl-CoA hydratase domain-containing protein 2, mitochondrial. Lineage: Eukaryota; Metazoa; Arthropoda; Insecta; Lepidoptera; Nymphalidae. Gene Ontology annotation, cellular component: mitochondrion. The coding region runs from base 222 to 1112 and encodes 296 amino acids. Gene Ontology annotation, molecular function: catalytic activity. The record is from RefSeq and is a predicted model, not a curated record. Gene Ontology annotation, biological process: fatty acid beta-oxidation. The transcript is spliced from 3 exons.